AUGUUGUUCAAUUAUAAUUAUCUUCUUAUAUCAGGACAUGUUACAGGCUUUUAUUCUGUAUCUAAUAAGACAAAACAAGCAUUCUAUAAACUUUUUCAUGUUGGGCAUAACUCUGCUAGUGCAUAUUACACAUAUUUAGAAGAAAUGCAAUUGAAAUAUAAAAAUGAUGAGGAGAUUCUGGCAGAUAGAGCUAUUUACCCAUACAAAUAUAAUGUUUAUUACCUUCAUAAAAAAUUUCUCAAUAUAUCUAUUAGUACAAAGAAUAAAAAAGAGAUGUUUAGUUGUUUGGCUAAAAAGACCAAUUCUAGUCAACCAUUUAUUCUUAUUAUUUUAACUAAUUUAAUAAAGCACUAUCACACUUUACAACAAGCUAAAGAAUUAAUAUUUAUAGAUAUAAUAGCAAGUCUCAAUAUGAAACCACUCAAACCUUCACAAAAGCCUUAA
Molecule: messenger RNA, 444 nt
Organism: Cetraspora pellucida
Lineage: Eukaryota; Fungi; Glomeromycota; Glomeromycetes; Diversisporales; Gigasporaceae
Source: the annotation of a GenBank genome assembly